Molecule: messenger RNA, 708 nt
Organism: Pisolithus orientalis
Lineage: Eukaryota; Fungi; Basidiomycota; Agaricomycetes; Boletales; Pisolithaceae
Product: VPS28 protein-domain-containing protein
Exons: 8
Coding region: 175-708 (177 amino acids)
Biological process (GO): protein transport to vacuole involved in ubiquitin-dependent protein catabolic process via the multivesicular body sorting pathway
Cellular component (GO): ESCRT I complex
Molecular function (GO): protein-containing complex binding
Source: RefSeq, a predicted model, not a curated record
UACGAUAUGACUCCAUGCUUUUCAAUAUUGUCAUUAGUGGAUGUCACGACAUCUCUGUCUAUCUAACUGCCUUAUUACCAUCACUCCUGGGGAUCUCAGGCGUAUAUCCCUGACAUUCUGCUGCUGAGUUGGCAUAGCUUUGUACACCUCCUGGGUACUGCCAUAACCACGAGGAUGCUGCCCCUCGACGAAGAGGUCCAACUUUACACCACCGGCGCAGAACGGGAGAAAUACUCUCUUCUAGCUACGCUCUUCGGUAUUGUAGUCGCACUGGACUUUCUGGAACGCGCAUACGUCCGCGAUUCAAUUACUGCCGCUGAGUACUCGCCGGCAUGCACGAGGUUGUUGUCGCAGUAUAUGACGAUGCUCAAGUUGGUCAAGGAUUCGAUCCCGUCGAUCGAGGAGUUCAUGACCCGCUAUCGCCUUGAUACGCCUGCUGCGCUGCAUAGGAUCAAGGUAGGGGUACCCGCCACGGUGGAGCAUUCGAGCGAGGCUGCUGAAACGACAAAGAACUUCAUAACCUUCAUGGACGCACUCAAGUUACGUCUGCGCGCAAAAGAUCAGCUACAUCCUAUCCUUCAAGAAUUCGUUACGGGGUAUGCGAGAAGUCGCAUGGUCGGGUGGUUGAUCACCCUCAACGGGAUGAACAUACACAACGAUUUUAUCACUCCUGUACUGGAAUCCGAGCACCUCCCAGCACAAUUUUGA